CCAUCUUGUAUCUGGUAGACUCCAAGAAAACCUUAAAGUGAUUCAAGAUGCGUUACAUUGCUGCUUACCUGCUCGCUGUCCUUGGUGGCCACACCACCCCCACUGAGAACGACGUUGAGAAGAUCCUCAAAUCGAGCGAUGUGGAGGUCGACAAGGCUCGCGUGGCUGCUGUGAUCAAGGCCAUGGAGGGCAAGACGGCCGAGGAGGUGAUCGCUGCUGGUAGCGAGAAGCUCGCCAAGUUUGGCUCGGCUGGCGCGGCCCCUGCUGCUGCUGGCGGUGCUGCUGCCGGCGCCGAGGCCGACAAGGUCGAGGAGAAGGCCGUUGAGGAGGAAGAGGAGGUCGACAUGGGCGGCGGCAUGGACAUGUUCGGCGGAGACGAGGACUACUAAGUGUCUUUCGUGUCAACUUUUGUCAACAGCGGCAUUGGAGCCAUUAAUCUCCAAUCUACCAGAGUAACACAUCUAGUCAAUGGAACAGGAUCAUUACUGA
Molecule: messenger RNA, 489 nt
Organism: Phytophthora infestans T30-4
Lineage: Eukaryota; Oomycota; Peronosporomycetes; Peronosporales; Peronosporaceae
Product: 60S acidic ribosomal protein P2, putative
Exons: 2
Coding region: 48-389 (113 amino acids)
Biological process (GO): cytoplasmic translational elongation
Cellular component (GO): cytosolic large ribosomal subunit; ribosome
Molecular function (GO): structural constituent of ribosome
Source: RefSeq, a predicted model, not a curated record